Messenger RNA from Cheilinus undulatus (humphead wrasse), 7680 nucleotides. RefSeq names its product catenin (cadherin-associated protein), delta 2a (gene ctnnd2a). The coding region runs from base 319 to 4005 and encodes 1228 amino acids. Gene Ontology annotation, biological process: dendritic spine morphogenesis; cell-cell adhesion; cell-cell junction assembly. NCBI's taxonomy places the organism in Eukaryota, Metazoa, Chordata, Actinopteri, Labriformes, Labridae. The transcript has 25 exons. Gene Ontology annotation, cellular component: adherens junction; cytoplasm; nucleus. Gene Ontology annotation, molecular function: cadherin binding. The record is from RefSeq and is a predicted model, not a curated record.
CGCUGUUGCAGUGCUUUGCUGCUCUCCUCUCUUGUCUCUCUCUUUUCUGCUUGCUUUCGUACUCAGCGCUUCGCCUCUUUCUCCUCCUCCAUCUCUUCCACCUCCUCCUCCCUCCCUGCGGAUGUCUCAGGCGUGCACCCCCGGCAAAUGGUCGCUCCAUCCCCCCCGGCAAGUGUGGACGCAAGACGCAAAGGAAAAGACUGUUCUGAUCUGAUCUAAAGCACGCUGCGGAUUGACACGAAAGAGAGGCGGACCGAGGGAAAGAGAGGAAACAAGGAGACGCCGGUCGCUGAUUAGUGGCCAGGAUCUCAUCUCGAAAUGCCGGUUCCAGAUCAGCCUGCAGAGCAGGAGAAGGGGGCCAUGGUCCCCCCGGUGAUGCCAGCCUCCAAUGGAGACAGAUCUGAGACAGAGACGACCUCAUCCAUCCUUGCCUCCGUCAAAGAGCAGGAGCUUCAGUUUGAACGCCUGACUAGGGAACUGGAAGCAGAGCGUCAGAUUGUCGCCACCCAGCUGGAGAGAUGCAAGCUGGGAUCAGAGGCAGGAAGCAUGAGCAGCAUAAGUUCGACAGAUGAGCAGUUUCGCUGGAAUGCUCAAGCUGACGGACAAAAGGACAUUGAGGAUGAGCUGACCACAGGACUGGAGCUGGUGGAUUCUUGUAUUCGCUCUCUCCAGGAAUCAGGAAUACUUGACAGUGGAGAACGACCGGCUCUUCUUUCCCAGAGUUCCUUGCAGCUCAACUCCACCCCUGAGGCUUCGCUCCAGUACUCUGCCAGCUACCAUAGCAACCAGACCCUCGCCCUUAGCGACAGCAUCUCCGCAGCAACUCCUCAGCAGCGCGGCGGGCAGGUUGGAGGAGCGGUGCACAGCUACAACCAGGUGACAUCGACCCGUGCAGCCCAGCAACAACAGUCUCAAAGUGGAGCAGGUUCAGGUAUCUAUUACUCCAGCUCCACCUUACCUGCCCAGCGUGUCAGCUCCCCUCUGUCUGGAGGAGGAGGCGGCUCUGGAUCUGGUUCCCCCAGUAAACUCCAACGCCUGGGAUCAUCCUCUGACUCACCAGGGUACUCUACCACUCAGCGCCUGCCCUCCUCCUCCUCCCCAAACAAACAGUCUCCUGCUAAUCGACUGGCCAAAUCAUACAGUACUACAGUCGCUGUAACAACAGCAGGAGGGGGCGGGUCUCCUUUGAGGGUAGCAUCCCCCCCCAACUCUAUAGCCGGAGGAGGAGGAGGAGCAGGCUCAUCACUGUCUCCUCUUCACCAGAUAAGUUCAGGCAUAGGGAGCUAUGCCACACUGUCUCCCAAACGGCUUGCCGCUCACCACGCGUCUGACCAGUACAAGAUUUCUCACGAGCUGUACGCUACGGCUACACUGCAGAGGCCUGGCAGUCUAGCAGGCUCUCGUGGCUCCUACAGCAGUCAACAUAGUCAAGAGCCCCUUCGGCCCUUGGGGUCCCCAGAGCACCACAUAGAUCCCAUCUAUGAAGAACGUGUCUACCACAACAAGGGUCCUAUGAGGAGUCUCAGCCAAAGCCAGGGGCCUGACACAGGCCCCUUCCGCAACAACACGGCUCCUUCCUCCCCUGGUGUCGACUCAGCCCCUUUGCAGCGUACAGGAAGCCACGGCACAGCGACGGGAAACUACAGUCGUGGUGGGAAUAACAACUAUGCCACAGUGGGACCAGGCUACACAAGCGGAGGUGGUGGAGGUGGGGACUUGUAUGGCUCAGACCCUUACGUGGCGGACCCUUAUCGAACCCUACAGUACUGUCCCUCAGUGGUGGAAUCACCCUACAGCAAAUCUGGACCUGCUCUGCCUCCAGAAGGCACCCUGCAACGUUCACCAUCCAUCGACUCUAUUCAGAAAGACCCCAGAGAGUUCGGGUGGAGAGAUCCGGAGCUGCCAGAGGUGAUCCAGAUGUUACAGCACCAGUUCCCAUCGGUACAGUCCAACGCUGCAGCGUACCUACAGCAUCUCUGUUUCGGAGACAACAAGAUCAAAGCUGAGAUACGCAGGCAGGGAGGCAUCCAGCUGCUGGUGGACCUGCUGGACCACAGGAUGAGCGAGGUUCACCGUAGCGCCUGUGGUGCUCUGAGAAACCUGGUGUACGGCAAGGCCAACGAUGAGAACAAAGUCGCCCUAAAGAACUGUGGGGGAAUUCCUGCCUUGGUCCGCCUGCUGAGGAAGACCGGAGAUGUGGAAAUCAAAGAGCUGGUCACAGGUGUGCUAUGGAAUCUUUCAUCAUGUGAUGCUCUGAAGAUGCCAAUCAUCCAGGACGCCCUGGCUGUUCUGACAAAUAGCGUCAUCAUACCCCACUCUAGCUGGGACUCCUCCCCGACACACCUUGAAGACCGUAAGCUCCACCUCCAUACGUCACAGGUGCUACGCAACGCUACAGGUUGCCUCAGGAAUGUAAGCUCGGCUGGUGAAGAGGCCAGACGGAGGAUGAGGGAAUGUGACGGCUUGACGGAUGCCCUGCUUUACGUCAUCCAGACCUCUCUGGGAAGCAGUGAGAUCGACAGCAAGACUGUGGAGAACUGUGUUUGCAUCCUGAGGAACCUGUCGUACCGCUUGGCCGCAGAGACGUCCCAUGGCCAACAGGGGGGGUUGGAAGAGCUGGACAGCCUGCUUUGUGAUGCAAAUGGACGUGACGGCGAAAGCUCUGGCUGCUGGGGCAAGAAAAAGAAGAAAAAGAAGGGGGCUGAUCAGUGGGAUGGCGUGGGUCCCUUUCCUGAUACGGCCGAGCCCCCAAAAGGGGUUCAGAUGUUAUGGCACCCCACUAUCGUCAAGCCCUACCUCACCCUGUUGUCUGAAUGCUCCAACCCCGACACUCUGGAGGGAGCAGCUGGAGCUCUGCAGAACCUGGCUGCAGGCAGCUGGAAGUGGUCGGUAUACAUCCGGGCAGCUGUGCGUAAGGAGAAAGGCCUUCCAAUCCUGGUGGAGUUAUUGAGGAUAGACAACGACAAGGUGGUGUGUGCCGUGGCCACCGCUCUCAGAAAUAUGGCCCUGGACAUCAGGAACAAGGAGCUCAUUGGUAAAUAUGCCAUGAGAGACCUGAUCCAUCGGUUACCAGGCAGCAGUAGCAGCAGCAACAACAACGCCACCAGCAGUGGGACCUCCGGGACCACAGGGCCUCCCAGCAAGGCCAUGUCAGACGACACUGUAACUGCCAUCUGCUGCGCACUACAUGAAGUCAUCACUAAGAACAUGGAGAACGCCAAAGCCCUGCGUGAUGCUGGCGGGAUAGAAAAACUCAUCGGCAUCGCCCGUAGCAAAGGAGAGAAACACUCAGCAAAGGUGGUGAAGGCAGCCUCUCAGGUCCUCAGCAGUAUGUGGCAGUACAGAGACCUGCGCUCCCUCUACAAGAAGGUCAGCACAAGCGCUCCAGCCUCCCCCAGAGAGAUGAUGAGUCUGAAGGAACGCAAGAUGGACUACGAUUCCACGGCAACCAACGCAGGUUUCCAUAGCAACAAAGGAGAGCACACAUCCCGGAAAGACGGCAUGGCAGUUCAAGUAUCCUGUGGGACGUCAACAUUGUUCCGGAACUCCUAUCUAACUGCCAGUGAUGAUAUCAAGCAAAACCAGGCUCCAGCCCAGCCCUGCAUCGUGCCCCCCCAGCCCCAGCAGGAAAGCCCAUCAGCAGCGGUUCUAAAAGACUACGACCCCUACCCUCCCCCUCCUUCCUUCCCCCAGCCUCAGCCGCCGCAGCCUCCACCUCACAGCCAGAGCCGGAGCUUCGAAGAUGUCUACUACGAGGAGCAGGGACCUCUGCCUCCACCUUCACAGCCACAGACACAGAUCCAGGCACAGGCCCAGCCUCAGGCCCAACCCCAGCAGCCUCCGACAUCAGGCGGGCCACCUAGAGACCCACGGGAAGACCUGCGUAUGCAUCUGGGCCUCAAAUCAACCGGCAACUACGUAGACUUCUACUCGGCCUCUCGGCCCUACAGCGAACUUAACUACGAGACCAGCCACUACCCGGCCUCGCCUGACUCCUGGGUUUAGUUAGACUAAGGUGACAGGGGGGUGAGGGAGAGUGUGUGUGACAGGGAUUAUUUUUGCAAGUGAUCAACAGCAGAAAAACACAAGGUGACAGCAAGCGGCAAGAUGAAACUGGGACUUGUAACCAGUGGCAGAAAAUUUCAAACAUGGGGGAAGAUGGAAGUCAAUGUUAAGAAGUGAAGUAAGGUCGAGAGAAAAGAGAAACUGUGCAUGUGCAUGCCAACACUUUCCUUUUUUUUCCAGACAGCUUUAUUUCUUCAAAGUCAGCUCCAUUGCACUGAUGAGUGGAAUGGGUGGGAGUAGAUAAGAAGAAGAGCGUUUGAAAAGGUGAUGAGGAGUGGGCUGGGAUAAACACAGGCAGAGAGGAAACAAGCAGGUAGAGAGAGAGGACAGAGAGGAGAGAGGGGAUCAGCAUAGAUUUGUAUAAGUAGAUGCCUCUUUCAGGUUUCUGACAUGCAUCUAUGCAGGUGCCAUUUUGGAGAGGUAUAGCUGCAGCUCACAGUGAAUGUAAGUCUAUGACUAUGAUGCAGGAAACUUGAUUCAAAUAAAAGUGCAUGUUUGUCAUAGUAAAAACGGCAAAGAAACAUCACCAAAAAAUACUGCUGUAGAAGACACUCUGACACAGCAGCACUCAGUCAUUUACAUUUUUACAACAUAGUACACACUAAUGAAAUGAGUUCAUACUAACCCAGCCAUACACGUGCAUUUCCCUGUCAGUAUGCCGCUCUCUGACUUGUUCAUGAUAGCCCCGUCUUGUAAAGCUGCUGGCUCAGCAGUACGUCGGUACUUAGUACACUAAAACCAUCAGACAAAUCUCAGCCAUCAACAUCCGGGACACAAGUACUAAGUACUAAACUACAUUCUCCUGAGACCUGAGCUUUUGUUUGGAAUGCAUUUUUAGUUUGUCCUACUCAUUUGGAAUCAGUAGAACCUAAGUAUAAAAUCUAAGCCUUGUCUUUGAACGGGAAGUAGUUUUCCCCGACAGUGAUGUCUGCAUAUGUGGACUAUAUCUUACUGUACAACACUCAAAAAAUACAGAUUUUUCAACGUUUUUAAUUUCAAUAAAUUUUGAGUGUGUCAGCCAGAGGGUCGUUCAGUUAGUAAGAAACAUUUUCAUUCAUUCAGAGAUGUACUUGUAGCUCUUUUUUUUCUGAUGAUGAACCACAAGAACUUUUUAAGCCCAUGUAUGAAUAAAAUUUCGACUAAAAGUUCUGGAGACCCUGGAGAAUUCCAUUUAAAACAAUGGGAGAUUCCCAAAAUGUAAAAAAUCCCCUAAAUUCUCUAAGAUGUCAAAGAUAUUACUGGAAAAAAUCAGAGAAAAUUCAAAUAUCCCUUAAAAAAAUACCCCAAAAUUUCCUCAAAUAUUCCCCAAAUGAAAAGAAAAUCAAAUUAUGUCACUACAAACUCUUUCAAAUUUACAAAAAAUUAUAAAUAAUUCCCCAAAUUUCAAUGGAAAAUUAUGGAACAUUCCCAAAAUUACUCCUACAGAAAAUUCAUGAAAAUUUCACAGGAAAUUCCCUACCUGAAUUUCCACAUUAAAUUACAAUAAAUUGUACAAAUAAAUUUCCAUGAAAGUACCAAAAAAUGUUAAAGCCAAAGUGGCUAGUUGAAGUCACUCUGUUACCAGCCACAGCUCAAAUCUCCUUGCAUUUGGCUAGUUGGUGGGUGUAAAUGUAAAGCCCUGCUAAAGACCAUGAUAUUAGACUAUCUAAAAGUCUUCUUUAAAUGUACAGAAGAGUGUUGUAUUCCCCCGAAAAAUUACAUUUGAGAAAGUAUUUCCAAGUAUCCUGGAUCAUAAAUACAUGUGUGAUUUGCAUAUCAAAGGCUUAUGAACAUUCUAAUCAAGGCUAGACCUUCUGCCACCACAUUAAUUUUAGCUGAAGCUCUUCCCCUCUGAAUGGCGCCUGCAUGGACGUAUUGCUGCUGUGAGCUGCUUCAUCUACAUGCAUGUAGCUAUGAAGUACUGGGGAAGCAGAUGAGGCUGAGUUUUAACACUAAGGUAGCAGGAAGUGGCCUGUCCAUUGUUAAAGACAAAGAGAGGAGCAACGUGAGGAUUGUUGAGGGGGCUGGGUGGAAUAAAAGCACAGAAAACAAUGAAAGCACAUGAGGCACAAGGUGAAAAGUGGAUGUUUGCCAUUUCACCGGAGUGACAAACGUAGCACUGCUUUCCUCCGCUUGUUUUUUGUUGCGAUGGCCUUGACGCCUUCACAGGCUUCUCAGUUUAUGUUCUUGGAAUGUCAUCUCUUCUCAACUUUUUGUCUCCAUUCUUUACAUUUUCACAUUUUUAUUUGUACACUUUGAAAUUGUCAUGUAAAAGAAGCCUUUUUAUUUUCAUUGUACAGUUCAAAGUUGAUAUAGUGUGUAUAUUACACAUGUUUUUGAUGGGGCCACUUAUGAAACUCUUUUUCCAUAACCUUAACAAGAAAACGAACACGAGACACAAAAACCAGAGACAAAGACGGACAGGAUGGAGAUGGAACACCUUUGUUUUGACCUUUUUCAGCCAGAGAGGAAACCCUGCAGUGUGUUUCUCUCUCCAUCAGUGAAUUUUGUUGUGGACACACUUUAACGUGAAGAGCAGUUCCAUGCUGCCACAUCAAUAGAUUGGCAGAGCAGCAUCACUCCGGAGUCCUUGUCAACAAAAAGUGCUUUUUCACUGCCGAAAGAAUUGAUGUGUAUGUUUAAAGCACACUCUGUCUUUGGAAAGGAUCUCUUUUUUUCCUUUUCAGGAGCUGAUCUGUUUGACCAUGUCAACUUUAAGUGGUUUCUCAUUGUUACUUGUGCGUAGGAACUGGUCCAUCCGACAGUGAGUGUUGUACAUGUCGGUGUAUGAUGGGAACAAGAACAAAGAGGGAGGCGUGACAUUGUGCCAAACUUUGACACCUCAUGGGCCAGUCUGAUUGGACUUUAAAGGGACAUUCUGUCAAAGUUAAAGACAAUGACCGAGGAGGAGGAUUCCUCUGCUGUUUGUAACUUUUAUUUUCUUGUGUUUUAAUCAGGUGAAGCCGUACUUUUUGCUGGGGAUUAUGGGUAACAUCUCUCUCCCAUAGAUGUACAGACCUGCCUCUCUGUGUUGACUGAGUGUGUGCGGACACAAGCGUGUGUGCGUUUGUGUGCAUGUGUGUGACAGAAUGUGUGCGUACACGUAAACCUGAGCGAGCGUAUCUAUGCAUGCAUGUGUGUAGUAGUGUGCGUAUGCCUCUGUUGCGUGUAUGUGUGUGCGUUCCUGUAUAAAUCAGUGUCCAAACAAGGCAUUCCUACCAACAGUUUGUCCGGUUUUACAACAUGAACAACCAAGGUAAAAAUCACUAGAAUGAAAUGUUGAUAUAGAAUGACAAAUCUAUGAAUAUAUGAAUAUAAAUAUAAAUAUAUAUAUAAUUUUUAUGUGCAGAUGUCAGUGUCACUAAAUGCAAGAAAUGUUCGCAGAGAAAAAAUGAUAAUGUGAUGUACAACAGGACUCUUGUUCACUUGACCUAAACGUGGAAGCUGCUGAUAAGAUGACCCCCCUCUCCCCUCCCCUCCCCUCCCGACCGGGACAAAAGAGAAACCCCACCUGAAGAUGCUCAGGCUCUGGUGCGAGUUGUGUGUAAUUGUGUGUCCAUGCUUCUUAGAUGACCCUGCUGAGAGAGGACCGUACUUGAACACAAGGAAAAAAUAAAAAAAAAAACUCUUUACAAA